CAGUGACAGCACUUCAGAAGCCACUUCAUCAGAAAGGACAACAAGCCUCCCAGAAAAACAACAACAUGAAGACCAUCUUUGCCGUCUCUCUCCUGCUCGCCACCCUCUUCCUGGCCUCUGAUGCUGUCCAGGUCAACGACGGCGGUGACAGCUUCUCUCUCGAAUCGGUCAGGGUGCUCCAGGAGUUGGCAGCGCCGCUCGCCGGGAAGACCAUGAAGGCAAGCCCCCGCGUGUCCAAGACCGGCUAUAGUGCUGUCUGCGCCCACCCAACGCUGCCCCAGGAGUUUGUACCCUUGUGCCAGCAGGAAGGAGCUGCUAUGCGAUUCGCAAGGCUGAGUGCUGUCCCAAUGGAUGUGUGUGAGAUAUGUGCAUUCGUGGCCUGCACUGGCUGCUAAUUGAGUCCUCUCACACCCACUGGCUGACCAGGAGAAGCAAGCCCUCGCCAUGUGCUAUCUGGACCUAACGAUCUGCCUUGAUGUCCCUCUUUCCCUGACGACCACCAUAGCGAAACAUCAUCGCAGAUCUUAAAUUUAGGGCAAAACUGCUUAGAAACUGUUACUCUUUCACGGCAAGUUCAGGACACCACUUUUAGUUUUUGUUUCUUUCGUUUUGUUACAAGCUAAUAUAGUUUAUUUAAUUUACAAGUAUUUUUCUACAGCGUUGUUUACUGUUUUGUACGUACAUCUCUGCCUUUUGUGUUCAAUAAACUGCUUUUCAAGUCA
This is a messenger RNA of Sardina pilchardus (European sardine), 722 nucleotides long. Its product is annotated as guanylin family protein. The transcript has 3 exons. NCBI's taxonomy places the organism in Eukaryota, Metazoa, Chordata, Actinopteri, Clupeiformes, Clupeidae. Gene Ontology annotation, cellular component: extracellular region. The record is from RefSeq and is a predicted model, not a curated record. The coding region runs from base 66 to 395 and encodes 109 amino acids. Gene Ontology annotation, molecular function: guanylate cyclase activator activity.